AUGAAAAGGAGUAAACGUAUCAGCUGUAUCUAUAGCAACGGGCGUAUGAGUAGUGUAGUCGGUGUCGGUAAUUUAUUUUUAUCCUUUUCUGCUUUUCUUUCUCCUUUAUUUUACGCCUCUUUCUUUCUCAAUCUUUACACUCUCUCUUUUCCCCUUUUUCUUUCUCCAUUUCUAUCUAAAAUUCUUCAUCUUCUUUAUGAUUGCCGCUCUUCCACCGUUUCUGUUGUGACCCUCGUUUACACUCUUUCUUUCUUCAAAUUUAUACGUCUUUUUAAAUCUUUAGAUUUUUAUUUUUCUACUCCUUCCCUCUUUCACGAUUUAUCGCUAUCAUUUCUCUUUCUUUUAUCUUUAUUCCGUGUUCUCUUCCAUUCUUUCUUUCUUCACAUAAUGCAUCUGCCUCGUUUUCACCUUCUAACUUCACUAUCUCUUUCUUUUCCGAUGUUUUUUUUAAAUUUCUCUAUUUCGUUUAUCUCCCCUUUUUUCUAUCCACUCACUCUAUGA
Messenger RNA from Acanthosepion pharaonis, 501 nucleotides. NCBI's taxonomy places the organism in Eukaryota, Metazoa, Mollusca, Cephalopoda, Sepiida, Sepiidae. The record is from the annotation of a GenBank genome assembly.